AUGAGAUUACAUUAAUAAAAGGAGGAGUUAUAAAAACAGCAUAAAAAUAUUUAUGAAAUGUAAAAUCAGAUAAAGGAUCUUGAAUACUCUGUAUUCAAGAAGAAUUAAAAGUUAAAUGUAUUUGAGGAAAUCGACCAAAAGAUAGCUGAGAAUGAAAGAGUUAGAGCUGAAAAUGAUGCUAGGCUUUGGUAUGCUAUUGAGGAUAUUAACAAGCAAAGAGAAGAUUGGCUAUUUGAAAUAGAUAAUAUGAAAAGAGCUGUAGGCUCACUAGAGUAAAAUAAGGACAUGAUAUAUCAAGAAAUAAGAAGAAUUUAAGUCUAAAAUGAUGAAACGAAAGAGGAUUUUAUCAAUAAACUAAAAGAAAACUAUGCAAAUCUAUUGCUCUCGAUAGAAGAUCUUAGGAACAAUUUAUCUAAUCAAGAACUAAAUUUAAGUUUGACGACUUCAAAGUCAAUGUCAAACUCUAACUAUGUCAGAGAGCUCUAGAGUCGAUCAGAUGUAUUUGCUGAAAAUAUCUAAAAAUGCUAGAAAGAACUUACUCUUCUUUAUGAACUUAAGCAAGAUAAAUCAAUAAUGGAGGAAAUCAAGGAUAAAAUGUGGGAGGAGAUUCAUAAGAUGCAGAGAGAAUUGGAUGAGAAGACUAACUAGUUCAAUACAGUAGAGAACUUCGUGGAGAAGUAUAUUCCAAUCAGGAUUCAAUCAUAGAUCAGUGAAACUCUAGCUUGUAUUUUAAACCGAUCACAAAUGAAUAAAUUAGAGAAUUUUGAAAUGGAAAAGUUUCAGCAACUUAAUCUAGUGAUUUUGGAAGAUGAUGGAAGUGCAAAUUUGUAAGAGAUAAUGAAGGAGAUCCUAAAAGAGAUAGUUAAAGAGUAAGAAAAGGAAAAAAAUAAGAUGGUAAAACUUGGUGGAAAGAAUAAAGCUGUCAAUCAUUAGAAGUAAAUAAGUUAAGGUGCCUAAUCUAUGGGAAGUGCUGAAGGAAGAAGUGACAGACAAUCCCCAUUAAAAUAGUAAAUAAGCGAAGCUUUAGGACCCGAGUCAAAUUAUAAUAGCAAACCAGAAUCUAGAGAUAGAUCAAACAAUAGAACUAAGGCUAUCAAAGUAAUUUAGGAACAAGAACCAAGUGAAAAUGAGGAAGAUUAAAAUGAAAAUUACUUUGCUCAGUAGCUUAAAGAUGAAUAAAAUUCUAAAUUAGUGGAUGAAGCUGAGGAGUAGCGUCUACUUGAUCUGGAAGAAAAGAGGCUUCAAGAGCAAUACAAAAAGGACAUGUUUAAUUUGCUGGUCUAGAUGGAUCAAUCAGAUGAUAUAUCUCUGAAAUAGCUGAUUGAGCUUCCAUAUAAGGUAGUUGACAUGGAUGAAGACACUCUAUUAAAUCAAUAAAAUAUCAUCAAGCUCUUUAAGAUAUUACUUUACAGAUAGAACUUAAACUACAAAAGAUAAGAAUACUUCAAGGAAGAGGUAAUAAGUGAGGCAGAUGCUAAGUUGUAAAAGUAUCAGAAUAUAGUACAAAACUCAAUAAAUGAAAUCAAUUAGUUUAUACAAUCCAUCCAUUCUGAAUUCUCUGACUACACUAAUAAAUAAAAGAAAGAUAGAUAAGAUCAACGAAAUGAAGUAAGGGCAUUGUAUGACAAUGUGAAAGAAGCCAAUUAGUAACUCAAUAUCGUAAAGUCUACAUUAGAUAAAAACUGCAUGAUUCUAUCUUGUGCAUCUGAAUUUAUUAAUCUAGAAAAUCUGAUAGACUCCUAAUAUGAAAAAGAAAAAGGCUAGUACGUAGAAUACUUUAGACAGCUCUAAGAUAACAUAAACUCAAUGAAAGCAGACAUAAUUGAUUUAUAGCAUAGCAUGUUCAAAGUUAUCAAGAAGUAAACCUUAUUACAUCAAUAAGUUCCUACUUAAGGAGCUAUAAUUAAUAAUGAAAAGAGUAAAUCUUUAAUUGAUAGCUCUCAAAAGGAAAUGGAAAAAUUGAGCUACUCGUCAAACAAUAUUAGCAAACAGUUGGCUCAAUAGAAUAUUAAUAUUAGUAAUGUGGAUCUUUUCACUACUUUGAAUUACAGAGGUUAUGUUAUUAGUAGGACCUAGAUAUUAGAAAUGAGAUAAGUACUGCUAGAUAAGAUAACAGAGAGUAUGAGAAAGACUACAAUGUUUAAGAGCAUUAUGCCUUAGAAAAUAUUCACAGACAUGUAUCAGUUUUAUACUGAAUCUCAGAGUGGGUUUAAUCUAAGCACAGAUAUAAAUAAUACUAGCCAAGCUAAAUAGUUCUAGCUUUAUACAUAAUCUGAUGUAGAUCUUAUCUCCAAAGAUUAAUUAAGCAAACAAGAGAUACUUAAUAGAAGUUAAGAUAAUAUUGAUUAAGCACAAGAUAUAUCAGUUUAUGAUAAGGAUAAAGCGCAUAACUAUAAUUCAUUAAUCUCCAAAAGUACCUUAGAUAAAUCAGGAGCAACUUUUAAGGCUUCCUAAUCCUUCCUUAUGGGUAGUGCUAGAGAUCAUAGCUCUUAAAGCAUUAAGAAAAGUUUUAUAAAUAAGAAGGCAAAACUUGAUUAGGAUCUAAACAUCACCCUUGAUCCUACUUAAUAGAAUAGAUAUAGAAGCAAAACCAAGAUCAAUCCUAAAAAUCAACUUUACAAGCUAGACACUUCCUAACUACCUGCUUAAGAGCAUAGUGAGAAGUCUAGAAACUCAAAUACUUAAGUAAUGAAUAGCCAAAUUAUUUAAAGAAAUGAAUCUUAUAACACAAGUGUAUAAAAGAAUGUUCAGUUUCAGAUUAACGUACAGCCACCACAGUAGCUAAUGAGUCAAUAAUUUAUGAUUGGAGGUUCUAACUUCAACUAGUCAAUGUAUAACAACAAUGGUAAUCAGCCUAUUCAAAGUAAGACUCAGAUUAAAAUAGUUAAUAACAAGCACUAUAAUUCAUUGCUACCAUAAAUAUCUAAGGCAAACAGCAAUAUAUGA
Stylonychia lemnae is the source of this 2946-nucleotide messenger RNA. The record is from the annotation of a GenBank genome assembly. Lineage: Eukaryota; Ciliophora; Spirotrichea; Sporadotrichida; Oxytrichidae.